AGAGAUAAGAAACUAUUCAUUUCAAACCUUAAAGAGAGUUAGCUAGCUGAAUUUGGAUCAACAUCUACUUUACAAAAUCAGACUUAAAUCUUUCAUUCAGAAAAUCGAAGAGAACUAGCUAGCAGAAUUUGGAUUAGCAUCGACUCGAUCUAUAAAGUCAUAAUCAAAUCUUUAUGUCGCCUUUUCCAAAUUCAUUCUUGAAUAAUAAUUCGAGGUCGUGAAGAGAUUACCUCUACAAAGUCAGAAUUGAAUCUUUCAUUUAGAAAAUCAAAGAGAACUAGCUAGCAGAAUUUGGAUCAGCAUCGACUCAAUCUACGAAGUCAGAAUCGAAUCUUUCUGUUGAAUUUUUUGAAUUCAUUUGUGAAUAAUAAUUCGAGAUCGUAUAGCGAGUACUCAUGGAGAAACCAUGCAAGUCAUCAAAGAAGAAAAUUACAAUCUUGAAAUUACUACCAAAAGCAGCUGCAGCAGUUGCUUUUAUACUACAAAAUGCACAUGCACCUUUUAGUCCAAGCAGAGAAAAAAGAUUAGCAGCAGAUCAUGAACACAAAAAUCAUCACCAUAAAGGAUUUACCGGCCCAAUUAUACCAGUAAUUCCGGCCCAUCAAUCCUCCGGACGAAAAUCCGAGCCCGGUUCGCCAAAAAUCUCGUGCAUCGGGCAAAUCAAGCACAAUAAGAAGGUAAAGAAGACGUUGAAUCGCAUCAACAGUAGCGAGAAAAUGAGCACUAGUAAAAAUCAACAAAAAACCGUUACGAAGAAAUCGAUUUCUAAUUUUAGAAAUAUAUUUGGUGGAAAAUUGAAAUUGAUAUCGGGGAGAAAAUCAGAUGUUGUAGCUGAAAAUAUUAUUUGUAAGUUUCCUGAUAGAGCCCCUUGUUUGAGUCAAAUGCAACGGUUCGCUAGUGGUAGGGAAGCGCAGACCAAUUUUGACUGGAGGUCGAUACAAAUUUCACCUCAAGAUCAACGUAAGUAUUAUACGGACGAUGAUGGAGGAUAUAGUAACGAUGAAGAUGAAGAUGAAGACGACGAAAAAGAAACGAUUAGUUCUUUUUCUGCUCCAAUAUUAUUAGGUAGAAGUAGAACAACUAUAUGUUUGGAGCCAAGGAAGGAAAUUAAUUUAUGGAAAAGGAGAAUUAUGGUCCAACCUAAGCCUCUCCAAUUGCCUUAGAUAAGUUCAAAUUGUUUUUUUCUUUCUUUUCUUUAGUUUCUUGUUUUUGUAUAAUUUCUUCUUAAUAAUGUAUGAUAUGUUGUAAAUGAAAAUUCAUUCAUUUAAAAGUAGAGUUAAAUUAAGUAUACAUAUACUCAUAGUGUAAUAUGUAAUUU
Messenger RNA from Solanum dulcamara, 1318 nucleotides. RefSeq lists its product as uncharacterized. The record is from RefSeq and is a predicted model, not a curated record. Bases 396 to 1163 code for a protein of 255 amino acids. The transcript has a single exon. Lineage: Eukaryota; Viridiplantae; Streptophyta; Magnoliopsida; Solanales; Solanaceae.